AGGCGAGGCCUCCGGGGACGCCGACCUCAGGUGCCCACCGGGACUCCUGUCCGGGCCCCGCUGCAGCUCGCGUCCCCCUCCUCGGUCUUCUGCUGCCCGAUGUCGGGGGCCACAGCGAUGAACCUCCUGGAGGACUGGUGCCGGGGGAUGGAAGUGGACAUCCGCAGGUCCCUGCUGGUCACGGGCAUCCCCGAGGACUGCGGCCAGGCGGAGCUCGAGGAGAAUUUGAACGGGGUCCUCGCCCCCCUGGGCACAUACCGCGUGCUCAACAAGAUAUUUUUGAGGGAAGAGAAUGUCAAAGCGGCCCUCAUCGAGGUGGGCGAGGGUGUGAACCUGAGCGCCGUACCCCGAGAGUUCCCCGGAAGGGGUGGCGUCUGGAAGGUAGUCUGUAGGGAUCCCACCCAGGAUGCUGAGUUUUUGAAAAACUUGAAUGAAUUCCUGGAGGCGGAGGGGCGCACCUGGGAAGAUGUGGUCCACCUCCUCCAACUGAGCCACGCCCCAGCCCCCCAAAGUCCAGACCAGAUCUUGGAGAACUGGGCGGAAGCCUUGGGGGUGCUCCUGGGAGCUGUGGUGCAGGUCGUCUUGUGCAUGGAUGCUGAGAUCCGCAGCGGGGAGGAAGCUCGAGCUCAGGAGGCCGCUGAGGCGGAGGAGGGAGCAGCGUGGGCUUUGGCAGCAGGGAAGAUCAAGAAGGAGCCGGGCCUUUCCACGGAGAUGGGCUCUGCCUGCAAGAGGGAGACGUCCACCCGCUGGAAGGGCAUGGGAGACCAGGGUGACCCUCCCGAGCCGGUUGUUCGUAGGACUGGAGCUGAGACUCGCUCCAGGAAAAAGAAGCAGAAGAAAAACCCCAAGCAGCAACCAAUGCUCUGGAAAAAACCCAAAGGCAGCCCUUGCAGCGGCUCGGCCUGCUCAGAGGGGCCUGAGGCUGGUGAAAGUAUAGAGAUCUCAGAGAACCACAGGAGCCACAGGAAGCCCUGUGCGAGGCAGGAGGAACAGGCUCCGAAGAAGCGAGUGGAGACAAGGGCCUGGAAGGUUCCCAGACAGCCCCCUCAGGAUGCCCUGGGGGGAGCUGAGAGCCCUGGAGGCGCCUCUGCGUCAGACCAAGAUGGUGGUCAGGGGAGGCCGCCAAAGAAGAAGGCUGAGGGCUGGGCCUCGGGAAAGAGCCUCACCCCGGUGAGGAAGAAGAAGAAGGUGAGCCUGGGCCCUGUCUCCUAUGUCCUUGUCCAUUGUGAAGAUGCCAAGAAAAAGCCGAUGAUGCCGAAGAAAGGGCUAAACUCCAGAAGGGGUGCGUCGGCUGAGAAGGUCCUGUGUGGCCCGAACCCCGCUGCGGUGCCAGCCUCGACGUCCAGGGGUCCGAAGGCCAAGCCUGCAGGCUCUGCUAGGGCCUCCAAGGAUUCCAGAAAGCUCUGAUUGCAAGGACCACCGCAGGAGUGAAGGAAGACCAAGGAAGAAGCCCCAAGCUGGGAGCAAAGGUUUCGCUUGCUGUCACAUGGGCCAAGAGUGUGGACUCUGAGGGACCCAGCGUGUAGGGCUGUGGCACAGAGGUCAAUGGUAGGAGACGGUGUGUAUGCGUGCGGUGAGAGUGGGGAGGGGAGGUGUCUCUGCCUUUUUCUCUGCCAGGUCUCCUCCUCACCUCAGCCUCAGAGGCGGGAGAGUUGGGAAGUGGCCUGGGAAAAUUCUAGAACGUUCCCCAUUGUCAGCCUUUCUCCACAGUCUCCUGACCUUCAGGGCCUGCUGUUUGAAGAACAGGGCGGCCACUUGCUUCCUUCCAGCCUCCUUGUGCCUCCCCAGUGGGUUAGUUAAGCCUAGAUCUUCCCUGCAGGCGUGGUGGUCUUGUUCCUUCAGUCCUGACUUCGGUCCUUCAGUUGUCCCGCUGGAAGCUUAGGUCCUAAAAGUUCUGGAAAAAAUGAAUGUCUGCCUCGUACUUGAAUGAGUAGUUUCAGGGUCUGUUAAUGAAAAUGGCAGUUGGAUCCCCUUUUGGGGUGACGCCUUCUCAGGAAGCCUGUGGGGAAGAAGAUAAUUGGAUCCGAGCGAGGUGGCACACACCUGUAAUCCCAGCACUCGGGAGGCUGAGGCAGGAGGAUCGCUGUGAGUUCGA
Molecule: messenger RNA, 2095 nt
Organism: Fukomys damarensis (Damara mole-rat)
Lineage: Eukaryota; Metazoa; Chordata; Mammalia; Rodentia; Bathyergidae
Gene: Pnma8a
Product: PNMA family member 8A
Exons: 2
Coding region: 100-1407 (435 amino acids)
Source: RefSeq, a predicted model, not a curated record